AUGGCGGCAGAUGAUACAAAAGUAGAUAGGUCAGAUCCCGAUUUAAAGUUUUUGUCUGUCGAUAGGAAUACUUUCAAUGACCCAACAACGCAAGCUGAGUGGACCCAAAAACGUUUGGUUUGGGUCCCUCACGAAACUCAUGGAUUUGUGGCUGCCGGAAUCAAAGGAGAGCGAGGUGAUGAAGUUGAGGUUGAGAUAGUUGAAACCGGCAAAAAGCAAUUUGUUGCUAAAGAUGAUAUCCAAAGAAUGAAUCCUCCAAAAUACGAUAAGGUGGAAGAUAUGGCAGAUCUUACUUGUUUAAAUGAAGCAUCUGUUCUGCAUAAUUUGAAGGAUAGAUAUUUUUCUGGUCUUAUAUAUACUUAUUCCGGACUUUUCUGCGUUGUCGUUAAUCCAUAUCAGAGACUUCCCAUUUAUACAGAAAAAAUUAUGGAAAGAUAUAAAGGAAUAAAAAGACACGAAUUACCACCGCACGUUUUCGCAAUAACGGAUACGGCGUAUCGAUCUAUGUUACAAGAUCGAGAAGAUCAAUCGAUUCUUUGUACGGGAGAAUCGGGAGCUGGAAAAACUGAAAAUACGAAAAAGGUUAUACAAUAUUUGGCAUACGUAGCCGCAUCGAAGCCUAAAGGUUCUACCACGCCACAUACGGGGGAGUUGGAACAACAGCUGCUCCAAGCAAAUCCAAUCCUUGAGGCCUUUGGUAACGCAAAGACUGUUAAAAAUGACAAUUCAUCUCGAUUUGGUAAAUUCAUUAGAAUUAAUUUUGAUGCAUCAGGAUAUAUAGCAGGUGCUAAUAUCGAAACUUAUCUAUUGGAAAAAUCUAGAGCAAUAAGACAAGCUAAAGAUGAACGUACUUUUCACAUUUUUUACCAACUGUUGGCUGGUGCUUCCUCCGAUCAAAAACGCGAAUUUAUUUUGGAAGACCCUAAAAAUUAUCCUUUUUUGUCAUCCGGUCUUCUUCCCGUACCCGGCGUUGAUGACGCAGGGGAAUUUCAACAAACUUGCAAUGCAAUGACAAUAAUGGGAAUGUCCCCAGAAGAUUUUAGUGCCAUUUUCCGAAUUGUUUCUGCUGUGAUGUUAUUUGGAUCGAUGCAGUUCAAACAGGAAAGAAAUUCAGAUCAAGCAACUUUACCAGAUAAUACGGUUGCUCAAAAAGUUGCCCAUUUGUUAGGUCUUUCCGUCACAGAUAUGACAAAAGCAUUUUUAAAACCUCGAAUUAAAGUCGGCCGGGAUUUUGUUACUAAAGCUCAAACAAAAGAACAGGUUGAAUUCGCGGUCGAAGCAAUUUCUAAAGCUUGUUACGAGAGAAUGUUCAGAUGGUUGGUCAACAGAAUUAAUAGAUCUCUUGAUAGAACCAAACGUCAGGGAGCUUCAUUUAUCGGUAUUCUCGACAUGGCGGGUUUUGAAAUAUUCGAUUUGAAUUCAUUCGAACAACUUUGCAUUAAUUACACGAAUGAAAAACUCCAACAAUUAUUUAAUCAUACAAUGUUUAUUUUGGAACAAGAAGAGUAUCAGAGAGAGGGAAUCGAAUGGAAAUUUAUAGAUUUCGGAUUGGAUUUGCAACCUACAAUCGAUUUGAUCGACAGACCCAUGGGUAUCAUGGCUUUGCUCGAUGAAGAAUGUUGGUUUCCCAAGGCAACUGAUAAAACGUUUGUCGAUAAAUUAAUUAGCGCUCAUAAUGUUCAUCCGAAAUUUAUAAAAACGGAUUUCAGAGGAGUGUCCGAUUUUGCUAUCAUGCAUUACGCCGGAAAAGUUGAUUAUUCUGCUUCGCAGUGGUUGAUGAAAAACAUGGAUCCGCUAAACGAAAACGUUGUUUCGCUUUUACAAUCUUCUCAAGAUCCAUUUAUCGUUCACAUCUGGAAAGAUGCUGAAAUCGUUGGAAUGGCUCAACAAGCUUUGACCGACACGCAGUUUGGAGCGAGAACGAGAAAGGGAAUGUUUAGAACCGUUUCUCAAUUAUACAAAGAACAGCUAACAAAAUUAAUGGUCACGUUAAGAAAUACAAAUCCCAAUUUUGUACGUUGUAUCAUUCCUAAUCAUGAAAAACGAGCUGGUAAAAUUGAUGCUCCCUUAGUUCUUGAUCAAUUACGAUGUAAUGGAGUACUCGAAGGUAUUCGUAUUUGCCGCCAAGGUUUCCCUAACAGAAUACCAUUCCAAGAAUUUCGACAACGUUAUGAAUUGCUUACGCCCAAUGUUAUUCCAAAGCAAUUUAUGGAUGGUAAAAAGGCUUGUGAAAAUAUGAUAAAAACAUUAGAAUUAGAUUCAAAUUUGUAUCGUGUGGGACAAUCUAAAAUAUUUUUCAGGGCUGGAGUUUUGGCCCAUUUGGAAGAAGAAAGAGAUUACAAGAUUACGGAUUUGAUAGUUAAUUUCCAGGCGUUUUGCCGUGGGUUUUUAGCUAGAAAAAAUUACCAAAAACGUUUACAACAAUUAAAUGCAAUACGUAUCAUACAAAGAAAUUGUUCGGCUUAUUUAAAACUUAAAAAUUGGCAAUGGUGGAGGUUGUACACGAAAGUAAAACCUUUAUUAGAAGUUACCAAACAAGAAGAGAAACUCACUCAAAAGGAAGAUGAAUUGAGACAGGUUCGGGAGAAUUUGGAAACUCAAUUGAAAUCGGCUUUAGAAUACGAAACUAAAUACAAAGCUGCUGUUGAAGAGAAAAUUCAACUUCAAGAACAGCUUCAAGCCGAAGUUGAACUUUGUGCAGAAGCUGAAGAAAUGCGAGUUCGUUUAGCCGCACGUAAACAAGAAUUAGAAGAAAUUCUUCACGACUUGGAAGCAAGAAUAGAAGAAGAAGAAGAAAGAUCCAACUCGCUUUCGGCCGAAAAGAAAAAAUUACAAAUUAAUAUUCAAGAUUUAGAAGAACAAUUGGAAGAAGAAGAAGCAGCCAGGCAAAAGAUACAAUUAGAAAAAGUUCAAUGUGAUGCUAAAAUUAAAAAGUUGGAAGAAGAAUUGGCUUUGUCGGAAGACACUAAUCAAAAAUUAACAAAAGAGAAAAAAAUAUUGGAAGAGCGUGCUGCCGAUUUAGCUCAGGCUUUGGCCGAAGAAGAAGAAAAAGCUAAACAUUUGGCCAAAUUGAAAACGAAACAUGAGGCCACCAUUGCUGAUUUGGAAGAAAAACUACUCAAGGAUAACACGCAAAGACAAGAAAUGGAUAGAAACAAGCGUAGAAUUGAAGCCGAGGUUUCGGAUUUGAAAGAACAAUUAAACGAAAGGAAAACUCAGGUGGAAGAAUUGCAAUUGCAAUUGGGAAAACGUGAAGAGGAAUUAUCGCUUGCAUUGAUGAAAAUCGAUGAGGAAGGAGCUGGUAAAGCUCAAGUUCAAAAAGCUAUACGGGAAUUAGAAAGCCAAGUGGCAGAAUUGCAAGAAGAUUUGGAAGCUGAAAAAGCUGCCAGAAGUAAAGCAGAAAAACAAAAAAGAGAUUUGAACGAAGAAUUGGAAGCCCUUAAAAACGAAUUGUUAGAUUCUUUGGAUUCAACGGCUGCACAGCAAGAACUUCGAAGCAAGAGAGAGCAGGAAUUGGCCACUUUAAAGAAAACAUUAGAAGAAGAAACUCAAUCUCAUGAAGAAUCACUGACCGAAAUGAGACAUAAGCAUUCCCAAGAAGUGGCCUUACUUAACGAACAAUUAGAACAAAUUAAAAAGAUAAAAGCAGGUUUAGAAAAAGCUAAAAGUACUUUAGAAGCUGAAAGUGCCGAUUUAGCUUCAGAAUUACGUGCUGCAACAAAUGCAAAACAAGAAUCCGAUCGUCGAAGAAAACAGGCUGAACAACAAUUGGCCGAACUUCAGAGUAAAAUGGGCGAAAAUGAUAGAUUAAGAAGUGAGCUUGCAGAAAAAGCAGCGAAACUUCAACAAGAAAGUGACAGUAUUACCGCUCAGUUGGAAGAAGCCGAAUUGAGAGCUUCUACUGCUGUUAAAGCUGCUGCUACGAUGGAAACGCAGUUGGUCGAAGCUCAGGCUUUGUUAGAAGAAGAAACGCGUCAGAAAUUAGCUUUGAGUUCAAAAUUGCGACAAGUCGAAAGUGAAAUAUCCGCACUCAAGGAACAACUGGAAGAAGAAGAAGAGAGCAAAAAGAAUUUGGAAAAACAAUUUGUUGCAUUAAAUUUGCAAGCAACGGAACUAAAGAAAAAGGCAGAUGAUGAAGCGGAAUUAGUUGCACAGUUGGAAGAAAUCAAGAAGAAGCAAAUCAAAGAUAUCGAAAGCCUUCAAAGACAAGUGGAAGAGUACAAAACGGCAAACGACAAAUUGGAUAAAUCUAAGAAAAAGUUGCAAGCAGAAUUGGAAGAUCUUAACAUUGAUUUGGAAGCGCAAAGAGCAAAAGUAUUAGAACUCGAGAAGAAACAAAGAAACUUUGAUAAGAUUUUGGCCGAAGAAAAGGUUGUUUCCGAACAAAUCGCUCAAGAAAGAGAUGCCGCAGAACGAGAGGCUCGUGAAAAAGAAACAAAAGUAUUAUCAUUAACUAGAGAAUUAGACGAAUUGAGUCAAAAAGUUGAGGAGUUGGAAAGGGGUCGCCGAGCUUUACAAGCAGAAUUAGAUGAAUUGGUUAACAAUCAAGGAACGGCCGACAAGAAUGUACACGAAUUAGAAAAAGCCAAACGAGCUUUGGAAACUCAAUUGGCCGAAGCCAAAACUCAAAACGAGGAAUUAGAAGACGAGUUACAAUUGUCCGAAGAUGCCAAAUUAAGAUUGGAAGUCAACAUGCAAGCUUUGAGAGCUCAGUGCGAACGAGAUCUUCAGGCGAAAGAAGAGCAAGCCGAAGAAAAAAGAAGAGGAUUAAUUAAACAGCUCAGAGAUAUAGAAGCUGAAUUGGAAGACGAAAGGAAGCAACGCACCGCCGCGCUAGCUUCUAAAAAGAAAUUGGAAGCGGAUUAUAAAGAUCUUGAACAACAAUUAGAAAUGCACAAUAAGAUUAAGGAGGAUGCGUUGAAACAACUUAAAAAAUUACAGGUUCAAGUUAAAGACUCUACCAGAGACGCGGAAGAAGCUCGGGCUGCGAGAGAAGAAAUGGCAGCGGCAGCCAAGGAAAAUGAAAGAAAAUUAAAGAACUUGGAAGCGGAUUUAUUACAAUUGACGGAAGAUUUGGCUAGUGUGGAGAGGCAAAGAAGAGCAGCAGAGGCCGAAAGAGAUGAACUUCAAGAAGAAAUCAACAAUAAUGCCAACAAAGGAACUUUGUUGGUCGAUGAAAAGAGAAGGUUGGAAACUCGCAUUGCUACAUUAGAAGAAGAAUUGGAAGAAGAACAAAGCAACGCCGAAGUACUUACUGAUAGAGCAAGAAAAGCUCAAAUCAUGAUUGAGCAACUUACUACUGAUCUUGGAAAUGAACGUGCCACAACUCAACGAUUAGAAAGUAAUCGUAUGCUUCUCGAAAGGCAAAACAAAGAACUCAAAGCGAAAUUAACGGAAUUGGAAACCAAUCAGAGGACAAAAACAAAAGCCACGAUAGCAGCGUUGGAAUCGAAAAUUUUAACUUUGGAAGAGCAAUUGGAAGCCGAGGCCAAAGAAAGAUUCGCACAACAGAAAACAAACAGGAAAAUGGAUAAAAAAUUAAAAGAAUUGCUUUUGCAAUUGGAAGAUGAGAGAAGGCACGCGGAUCAAUAUAAAGAACAAGUUGAAAAAGUGAAUGCUCGUAUAAAAGGUCUCAAAAGGCAAAUCGAUGAAGCCGAAGAAGAAAUAUCGAGGGAAAAAGCACAAAAGAGAAAAGCUCAAAGAGAAUACGAGGACAUGGUUGAAUCUCACGAAGCCAUGUUGAGAGAAAUUAGUAACUUAAAAAAUAAAUUAAGGAGAGGAGGUGGUAGUUUAGCUAUAGGAUCGAGAAUGUCAUCGUCAAAAAGAGGAUCCAUUCCGACAACCGGAAGUGGUGAAGAUUCAGCAACUCAAGACGAUUCAUUGGACGGAGAGGAACAAUUAAAUUAA
Messenger RNA from Pediculus humanus corporis (human body louse), 5907 nucleotides. Its product is annotated as myosin-9, putative. The record is from RefSeq and is a predicted model, not a curated record. NCBI's taxonomy places the organism in Eukaryota, Metazoa, Arthropoda, Insecta, Psocodea, Pediculidae. Gene Ontology annotation, molecular function: ATP binding; actin filament binding; cytoskeletal motor activity. The coding region runs from base 1 to 5907 and encodes 1968 amino acids. The transcript has 24 exons. Gene Ontology annotation, cellular component: myosin complex.